AUGGUGCGUAUGCGAUGGUUGAAAUCGGGCAGCGGAGUGCGCGGGCGUUGCGUCAUUCGUCUGCCUCCUCUCGCUCGAUGUCUUCCACCCAGCUGUACUUCUUACUUUUCCUGUAAUCAUAUGCUCCGUCUAAAUAACUGGCAAACAUCGCUCUCGAUGUUCUCGGAGCGCGAAGCUGGCUUGCCAGGCUUGCAGGUCUAUGGCAUGUUGCUUUCGUUCAUUGUGCAAGGAGAAAGGUUCGCGCUUCCCCUAUACGAGCUUUACAUCGCCGCACUUGCUGCCCGACGGCUUCCGAGCAUGAAGUUCGGUAGCACAAUCAAGAACUCGCUUUACUCCGAGUGGCUGCAGCAUUAUAUUGACUACUCUGGCCUGAAGAAAUUCGUCAAGAACAGGCAGAAAGCGCACCCAUGGGAUGACUCUGAUGAGGCGGAUUUCAUCAAAGCCCUUCAAUCUGAGCUCACCAAGGUCGCCAAAUUCCAAGAGGCCAAAGUCAGCGAAUUGACCGAGCAGAUCGGGCUGUACGAAGUGACUGUCAAGGAACUCAUCGAGGCACAUGCUCACAAUCACUCUGCGCUUACCGCAACCACGCGGUCGUCCACAACGAGCGACGAAGGCGCGAAUCAAGGCGGACCAGACGGACCUGUUGGUUAUGGCGACGUCGAGGCUGACCUGAGCGAUGACGAGGACGAAGAGGAUGUUGAACUGGAGCAGCGCUUCAGUGAGCUCGAGGAGGAUCUAGAAACACUUAUCGCAGACGUGCAUGAUCUCGGUCGGUUCACCCAGCUGAAUUACACCGGCUUUGUAAAGAUCGUCAAGAAGCACGAUAAGCGCACAGGCUGGGAACUGAGGGGCGAGUUCAUGCGGGAAUACCUGUCAAAGCGGCCUUUUUAUAAGGAAAAUUAUGACGCCCUCAUUGUCCAACUCUCGAAGCUCUACAAUUUGGUCCGCACAAGAGGAAAUCCGGUCAUUGGCGACAGCUCAGCCGGCGGCAGUCAGUCUGCAUUUGUCAGACAAACGACCAAGUACUGGGUCCAUCCCGAUAACUACGUCAACCUCAAGCUCGCCAUAUUGAAGCAUCUGCCUGUAUUAGUCUUUGAUCCGGAAAAGCCUUUCGAGCAAAGCGACGCCGCGAUCUCGUCCAUCUACUUUGACAAUGAAGAUCUGGAGCUCUAUCUUGGUCGAUUGGAAAAGUCGGAAGGAGCAGAGGCCAUCAGAUUACGUUGGUAUGGUCCGGCGUCGAACCGUCAGAUAUUCGUCGAACGAAAGACGCAUCAUGAAGAUUGGACGGGCGAAAAGUCAGUCAAAGCUCGCUUUCCUAUCAAGGAGGAGUUCGUCAACUCCUAUCUCAAUGGCUCCUAUUCGAUGGACGAUACUUUCAAUGAGCUCAGAAAGAAGGGGAAGAAGUCUGACAAAGAAGUCGACAGCAUGAUCAAGCUUGCCCGAGAAGUGCAGAUUGCCGUCAAGAACAAAAAGCUCGGUCCUGUCAUGCGUACAUUCUACAAUCGAACAGCAUUCCAGCUGCCCGGCGACGCUCGCGUUCGAAUCUCUUUCGAUACGCAAAUGUCGGGUGUGCGAGAGGACAAUUGGGACGGCAGAGUAAGGUCAGGCGACAACUGGCGCAGGACAGAUAUUGGCAUCGAUUGGCCAUUUGAGCAAUUACCAGAAGACGACAAGCAUCUCUUCCCAUAUGGUGUGCUCGAAGUCAAGCUACAGACUCAGAUGGGCCAAGAGCCGCCCGAAUGGGUCCGUGAGCUGGUCUCAAGCCAUCUCGUCGAGGCAGUGCCGAAAUACUCAAAGUUCAUCCAUUGCUGCGCCACACUGAUACCCAAUCGCGUCGACCUCGUGCCUUUUUGGCUGCCUCAGAUGGAUGUUGACAUUCGCAAACCUUCGGAUGACCACCACAAGGCUGCCAUGAUCGAACGCCCAUCUCAUCCCGGCUCAUCGGCCUCUGCGUCGGCGCAGAACUCGGAUGGUCGCAAGUCGCCAGAGACUAAGCCGCCGAGCUACACCGAGCCGGUCUCCGAGGACGAAGACGAUGAGGAUGGCGAUCCGAUGCGACAGGUCGCUAACAAUGAGCACGAUGCGACUGGCUUGCCACCGGAUGCUCACGCUGCUGCUGCCGAAGCAAAGGCAGCUCGCGAGAAGAGCCAGAAGGGAGGUGCAACGGGCAACAGCCUUGCGCCUCCUCCUCAACGCACCCGAAGCAGCACCGAAAACAACUCAUCCUUUGCCAAACUCACGCCUCAAAAUUUGCAACGUGUUCUUGCGACGAAAUAUGGACAGGAAGAAAGUACGCCAGCGGAUACUGAUGAUCCUGUAGCCGAGCCCAAUCUCCGUCGAGUCGAAUACGUGAGCUCUUUCCGGGAUAUGACCGGCAAACGCAUUGCCGUGCCUGUGCGUAUCGAGCCCAAAGUCCAAUUCGCUCUCGAGCGCACAUUCCUUUCUUGGCUCGAGUUUGCAGUUCUGCUCAGUGCUAUCGGUGUUGGCUUGCUGUCCUUUGCGCAUCCGGAUGACUCGACAGCACUGAUCGGCGGCAUCGUCUUCACUGCUAUCGCGCUCAUUGCCAUCGCAUACGCCGGCGUCAUUUUCCUCGUCCGCGCUUUCCGCAUCAGGAGGAGGGCAGCAGUCUCGUAUCACGACUAUGUCGGGCCGACGGCACUCUGCAUUGCGCUCUUCGCUGGCGUCGUCCUCAAUUUCGCCCUGCGUAUUCACGCCGAUGAAGACGACAAGCCCGUUCACCCCAAUCUCAACUUUACCCAGCAUUAUUAG
Molecule: messenger RNA, 2769 nt
Organism: Mixia osmundae IAM 14324
Lineage: Eukaryota; Fungi; Basidiomycota; Mixiomycetes; Mixiales; Mixiaceae
Exons: 7
Coding region: 1-2769 (922 amino acids)
Cellular component (GO): fungal-type vacuole membrane; vacuolar transporter chaperone complex
Source: RefSeq, a predicted model, not a curated record